AUGGCCGACAUUCCCAAGGAAUGCAAGGGUGCUGUAGUGGUUGACGAAGGCCCGAAUUUCCGAGUCGAAGUUCGAAACGUCGCCGUUCCUGAGAUUGGCCCCGAGGACGUUUUGAUCAAGAUCAACGCAACCGGACUUUGCAUGAGCGAUGUACAUUUCAUGUCCAACGACUGGGGUAUUGCACCCAUGUCCUACUUUGGGACGCAGUGUGCUGGGCAUGAAGGUGCUGGGGUCAUUGUCAAGGUCGGAGAACGUGUCAAGAGACUCAAAGUCGGCCAAAGAGCGGGCUUCAAGCCGAUAGCAGAGACCUGUGGAUGGUGCGACCUUUGUAUUAGUGGUCAAGACCAAUACUGUGCAGCGGCCAAGCUAACAGGCUUUCUUACCGACGGCGAGUCAACAGGGUAUCAAGGGAAGAGACUGCAUGCUAACGCAGCCAUAGGGACAUACAAACAAUACCUGAGGAGCCCCGAAGCAUACACGACACUCAUCCCCGACGGCGUCCCCGACCAUAUUGCAGGACCAGUCAUGUGUUCAGCCUCGACCAUGUACAGCUCGCUCAAAGAAUCAGGGCUACGCCCGGGAGACUGGGCGGUUUUCGUUGGUGGUGGUGGCGGGGUGGGCAUCCAGGGCGUCCAACUCGCUUCAGCCAUGGGCAUUCGCCCUAUCGUGGUCGACUCGGGGCGGGAGAAACGCAAAGUAGCCCUGGAGUAUGGCGCAGAGGCAUUCCUGGAUUUCAAAGAGUCCAAAAACGUUGCAGCCGAAGCAGUGGCCACUUGUGGAGGUAUUGGAGCACACGGUGUGUUUGUGACAGCAGGUGAAGGCUACCCAACGGCACUGUCAUUCCUGGGCAACCGUGUUGGAGGAAAAGUGAUGUGCGUUGCCCUUCCUACUGUGGGUUUGUACCCUAUGAACGUCAACGCUGCCGAAUUGAUUACCAAGAAGAAGUCGAUAAGUGGCACUAUGGUCAGCAGUAUGGCCGACGUGCACAAGACACUGGAAUUCGCCCAGCGCGGAAUCUUACGGCUACGGCCAGAGAUCGUGGGUUUGUCAAAAUUCAAUGAUGCAGUGCAACGACUGAAGAAGGGAGAGGUGGCCGGGCGAAUUGUUGUAGACUUUAACCUAGAAUGA
Molecule: messenger RNA, 1128 nt
Organism: Fonsecaea monophora
Lineage: Eukaryota; Fungi; Ascomycota; Eurotiomycetes; Chaetothyriales; Herpotrichiellaceae
Exons: 3
Coding region: 1-1128 (375 amino acids)
Molecular function (GO): oxidoreductase activity; zinc ion binding
Source: RefSeq, a predicted model, not a curated record